Messenger RNA from Mercenaria mercenaria, 10488 nucleotides. Its product is annotated as interferon-induced very large GTPase 1-like. Gene Ontology annotation, molecular function: GTP binding. NCBI's taxonomy places the organism in Eukaryota, Metazoa, Mollusca, Bivalvia, Venerida, Veneridae. Gene Ontology annotation, biological process: regulation of apoptotic process. The transcript has 8 exons. The record is from RefSeq and is a predicted model, not a curated record. The coding region runs from base 112 to 5946 and encodes 1944 amino acids.
UUUGCAGGCAGGUUUUCUAUCCAAUUCAAGAACCAAAUGCUCUGCUAUGUGACUGACAUUAAAGACAGAAGAAAAAUUAAUUUGCUUCUAUGAUAAGAUCUUUAGGUCAAAAUGGGUGUCGAUAUUGCUACAUAUAGAGGACGGAUUGGUACGUUUAGCCAUAAUUUCGGGCUUGACGUCAUAACAGUCGAGUGCAUUGUCAAUUUUAGCCAGUUAAUGAAAGGCAUUGGCUCCGUUGCGUUCAUUGGCAUUCUUCUCAUUAUUGCUGGUAUUGAACAAAAUCCCGGACCGAAGGAAAAGGAAGAUAAAUCCAUAUACACAAGCGUUUUGAUAAAGGUUCUACCGACCUUCAUCGAGAAGCUGAAUUUAGAUAAAAUCUUGAUUAAUCUUAUGACGAAAGGCACACUUUCAACCGACCAGCUGAAGGAUAUUUCAAAAGAGCAAACGAUAUCAGACCGUAUGGGCGCUUUUGUAUCUGAAAUUAGUAAAAAUGGUGCAGAGGCUUAUAACGUAUUAAAGACAGCUCUGAAAGAAUCGGACCAAGAAAACCUUGCAAAUUACUUAGGAGAAGUUGAAAACGAGUUCACUUCUACAGACGGGGACGGCGUGAAUUCAAAUGUAUCAAGCUUAUCAGCAACUGAAAGAGUACUGCCACAAGAAGAAAAAUCCAUACAUACAAGCGUUUUGACAAAAGUUCUACCGACCUUCACCGAGAAGCUGAAUUUAGAUAGAAUUUUGAUUAGUCUCGUGACAAAAGGCAUACUUUCAACUGACCAACUAAAAGAUAUUACAAAAGAGCAAACGAUAUCAGACCGUAUGGGCGCUUUUAUAUCUGAAAUUAGUAAAAAUGGUGCAGAGGCUUAUAACGUGUUAAAGACAGCUCUGAAAGAAUCGGACCAAGAAAACCUUGCACAUUACUUAGAGGAAGUUGAAACUGAGUUCACGUCUACAGACGGGGACGGCGUGAAUGCAAAUGUAUCAAGCUUAUUAGCCACAGAAAGUGUACUGCCACAAGUUUCUGCAAACGAACUGACCUCAACAGCAGACCAGGUACAAAAAGGCUCAGACAUAUGUUACGAAAUAGUUGACAAAUCCCAAAACACAAAAGAGGACGCAGCUGUAUCAUGGAAUGCUGCUGAACUAAAACGUAUAAUUACCGAACUCGGUUUGACUGAACAGAUUAAAACAAAGAUAACGAUUUCAGAAGCAAUCCAAAUGGACCUUUCCGAUGAUGAAAGUAAAACAUAUGAAUAUAACGACAUACCUUUCAUGUUUCUACAAAGGCUUUUGUCUGGUAACAGUGAUGCUAUGGAUUAUGAGUCUUAUAACACCAGGAAAAACAUUAAUUCAAAAUCAAGAGGAUCAGUGCUUGAUAUGUAUCAGCGCAAAGAAAAUCGUAAGAUUAGCCCGUUGGAUUUAUUUUUGUUAGUUUUUCAAUGUUGUGAUCCUAUGCUAAAGCAACUCUUAUUUCAAAAGCUUUACAUCUGUAAACUUGCUUUACCCUUUAUCUAUACAGAGUACCCAUCCACAAAAUCUGUUAUGUCCGUUUGGCCACUCCGUUCACUUGUAGUUGAGACUAGCGAUGGUGUAGGUAAAAUGGAAGAAUUUGAGUUACUUGACCUACCGAUUAAUGUCGUUUCUUUUGCUCGUUUUGGAAGACCAAACUUUUCUAAAUCUAAUCUUUUAAAUGGUUUUCUCUGUAAUAAAGGGUGCGACACAUUCUUUCACAAAGAUCGACCAUUAGGUAUGAGUACAAGGUAUUGUACAGGCGGGUAUGUUGAAAUGUUUGUCCUGCCUGUAAUGUCUAGGGCCAAAAGUAAUUUAAAGCAGCCGGUUUUGCUUUUAAAUUUGAGAGGCGACGUGAAAACAGAUUUUGAAGAUCCCGUUUGUGAUUUCAUCUCCAGAAUUUCUGAUGUGAUAGCAAUAAUUAUUGAUUCGAAUGCCUUCGGCAUAUGCAGCACUUUGCUAGAAGAAACAAUUAAACGUUUUUCAACAGUUUUAUUGAUUUUUAACGGCCCUUUAGGUCCACCUGAUGGCGAAACAUUUCGAAUGUUGCAAACAUUUGUAAGAAAUGUCAAAUCCCGCCACAAAAUGUUGCUGCAGAUUUUUUCCACAUACUCAGAAAUCGAUGAAAAGAAUUAUACUGAUAUCAUAACGGAAACGCGAGAAACAAUAUCUGAAUUGCUUUUUAGUGAUUCGAUUGUCACUCCACGAUCUUUACAAGACAGAUUAGGAACAUCGUCGAUAGAAACUGACGAAAAUGAGUGCUGUAAUGAGGCGUGCAAAUCAGCUAACUCUAUCAUAGAAUUAAUGGAUAAAAUAUCUUCACCAGAUAAAUGGGCUGAAAUUGUGACACCAAUUCAAAACACUACUUCAAAAGAAUUGGGUGUCUGUGUAAAAGCAAGUUAUAGAAAUAAGGACAGUGGCUCAUUUGAAGUCAUUAGAACUAGGAUAUCAGAGUUAAGAGAUCUUCAAGAAUCUCGCAUAUCUCCUUCUAUCAAAUCAUUUAGCCACUGUCUCAUCGAGCAUGAGAAUGACCUGUCAUACAUUCAUUAUCUUUUAAGUUGGAUGAAGAUACUUUUAGAGCGCCGAAAGAGAACCUGUGCCAGAGCAGUUGUCAAUCAGUCAUUUCGGUGUUCUGAAGAUAUAAAGGACGGAACAGUCACUCCGAAGAACAGUAAUUCUACGUACCUUGAGAUUGAUCAUAUCUUCCGCGAAAUUGGGCAUAUAUCCGAUUUUGCGAUCUGCUCUAAAACAGAUCAUAAAGCUAUAGGUCUUCCGCCAAUUCCGGCCUUGGCUAAAGUUGUUGCAACUCUAGUGGCAGGCGGAUGUACAUUGGAACUGCUCGACGGAAACAGCUUUUAUUUGCCGACUGAAUGGAUCAAAUCAGUACUAACACACAUCCAUAAACUAAUAGGUGAGCAAAACGUUUUGGCUGUCUCUGUUUUAGGAGUACAGAGUUCUGGAAAAUCCACUUUACUUAAUUCUAUGUUUGGUUUAAAAUUUCCUACAAGUUCUGGCCGAUGCACAAAAGGAAUGCAUAUGCAGAUUAUUAAGGUUAAGCGGAAGAGUAUCACCGACCAAAGGAAACCACCAUUUGAAUAUAUUCUUCUUAUUGAUACGGAGGGCGUAAGAGCACCAGAACUGUUUGACACACUCGACACUGGGUAUAGAAGGGACAAUGAAAUGUCGACGAUUAUUACCGGUAUUGGGGAUAUUUUAAUGGUAAAUGUUAUGGGCGAAAAUUCAAGCGAAAUGCGCGAUAUAUUGCAAAUAGUAUCACAUGCCUUUUUGAGGCUGAAGCUUGCAAAUGAACGAUUAAACCUUCUUAAAUGUUGUUUUUUUAUACAUCAAAACGUUUCUGAUAUGCGAGCCUCUGCAAAAUUGAAACAAGGCUUGCAACAGUCAGUAAAAAAUCUAGAUAAAGCAACAGAAGAAGCAGCUUGUUUUGAAGGUAUCUCUGGCAUUACUACAUUUAAUGAUGUAAUUGAAUUUAACCCGGAAUCACAUGUCUGGUACUUACCUAAUGUUUGGCAAGGUCACCCACCUAUGUACACUGUUAAUCAAAAAUAUUGCGAAAAAGCGGUAGAAUUAAAGCAUCAUUUAGUGGAUAAAUCAAUCAAUAAAAAAGGCAUGUCGUUUAAAACUCUCAAGGAUACUGUUUUGCAUAUAGAAGAUUUGUGGAAAGGUGUUCUUGCUGAAAACUUUGUUUUCUCUUUUCGUAAUAGCAUUGAAAAAAAAGCUUACUUUGAACUAGAACAGAAAUUGAGGGACGAACUUUGUUCUUUAGAAUGUUCAUUCGAUAGUAUUAUAUUUCAAAAGGCGCAAAAUGAUUUUGCUCGGUGUGACAAUGUUUCUAGUUUAAUCAGAACGAAUACACAAGUGAUAUCGGAAAUGAAACAGUUAAUCAUAAAGGUUAAAAAAGAAACACUUGAAAAUAUGGAAAAGUUCUUCACCGAACACAAUUACAAAGAUAUAAUGGUAAAGUGGAAGGAACAUUCUAUGAAACGUAUAAACAUAUUUUGUGUUGAUGUGGUUGCCAAUAGAAGGCCUGAAAUUGAUAGAUUAUGCAACAAUAGAGAGGUUGAUAUUAAAAUUAGCACACUUUGCAUAAAACAUGAAGAAGGCCUUCGACGAGAGUUACUAAAGCUUGAAAAAGAACUAGUGGGAAAGGAUAUUAUUAAGGAAGACGCAAAUAAAAAAUUUGAACAAGUAUGGAAAUUAUUUGUGGAAGAAUCGUUGGGAGCAGAUAUCUCAUCGAGUUUUGAUCCAAAAGAUUCAUUGAAGGAAGACUUUCUUGAUUGUCUAAGAGACAUGUACGAAAAUCACGAACCACAGUUACAAUCAUGUCUAGCAGACCAUAAUUACUUAGAGAAAAACCUUGAAAUCAAAAUGUUGUCCGGAUCAUUUGAGAAAACUGGAAUUCAGACAAACGAUAUAAGCAUCUUUUCAGGAUUCGGCAGAAGAAUGAAAGAGGUAUUCUUAAAAACAGAUUUUAACAGUGCAAAAGAAGCUGUGCAAAGUAUAUUUGUUUUUGUUGAUCAUCAAGUCGAACAUAUUUGUCAAAAAAAUCAAACGAUAUCAUAUAGAGACGUAAGGCAAUUUCUAAAUACUGUUUUGGAUUCGAUGAAAAAAGUCAAUAGACAGAAUAAGAAUUCUUUCACUUUUACAAUUACAGGUAUAUUAAAGGUUGUCGUUCACGUGAGCUGCUAUUCAUACUUUCGGUUUAAAGAGGCAAAUUUUGCACAUCGGCAAUCGCAAGAUUUUAAUGCCCGCUUAGAAAAGUAUAGAGAAAUAGAACGAGAACGAUUUUUAGCACAUUUACUUAAGCGCAAAUCUGAGGAUACUGCCGCUUGUUUGAUGCGGCAUACAAUCGAAAAUUAUCUUCGUGUAGAAAUGAAAGAAAACAUAUCAAUGAAGGUGAAAAUUGCGUUGAUGAAUAAAUUGCCGUCACUGAAGUAUAUACUUCUGAUAGAAAUGUUAACAGAUUUGGUAAGGGAGAAAUCGUUUGACCAUUUUAUGCGAUACAUACUUAGCCCAAAAGGUUAUGCCGAAGCUUGGGUUGCACAAAAGGCUGAGCAUACUUUGUUUUCUGAGAAUUUGUAUGAAAAAAUAGCCGGCACUGAAAUUUCUAAAUAUCUCUAUGACAUUGAAGUGAGCCUCUCUGAAAGUAUCAAAAAGUUUCCAGGAGAUACAUUUUCCAUCAAAGAAUGGUUUCAACAUUUCAUAUCUCUUCUAACUGUAUUAAAACUUCCUAAAGACUGUUUUCAUGACGUUGAGAAAGAGUUUGAAGUAAUGGAACGUGUAUGCGUGCCUGACUUCAAAAAUAAGGUCAUUGCAGAAUUAAAAAACACAGAAAAGGUUGUCCUAGAUGAAUUUAAAUCAACAACUAAAGAAACAGUUAGGUGGAGCGGGUUCAAUCCAAUAAAAGCGAUAUUCAAAGACGUAUGGGGCUGUCCCGAUAUAUGCGUUUUUUGUGGUGAACCUUGCAUGCGCGGAUAUGCACAUGAAGAAGUAAGUACCCACACAUGCAUACAACAUAAGCCACUGGGAUGUUCCGGAGCGUUUGAUCUGAAAAACGGGACUAUACUUUUAAAAUCAUGCCACGUUAAUGUAAUGGGAGAUGCAGAGGCACCAUGCGCCAUGAUCGAUUUUAAAUGUAACCCAAAAAAGAGAACACCAUGUAAAAAAGAAUUCCACCCAUUCAAAUCGUAUAAAAUGUUUGUUCCUGAAUGGGAUAUAGAACCAUCAAAUUUUUUGGAUGAUAAGGCAACAUUCUGGAAAUGGUUUAUUGGUAAAUAUGAUAAACAACUGGGCAGAUUUCACAGAAUGGAAGUGACAAACGUACCAGACACAUGGAAACUAAUAUCAGAUCAGGAAGCAUUGCAUAGUUUAAGAGAUAUAUACUACAGCGACGUUGACUGCGAAGACAAAUAUUUGCCAUAAUAUAAAUAUGUUACACUUUAAAUAACGUGUUUGUUCGAAUGAUAAAAUAUGGCACAAACUGAAUACUAUUGCUCUUGAUAAGAGCCAUUGCUUCUCUAAUUAAAUCACAUUAUUCCUUCGAAUCCUUCGUGAAAAUAAGGGCUUAUUAUAUUUGAACAAGUAGUCCAUAAUACUUAUAAUAAGUAUGUAACGUAACGUCUUUAAGUUGUCUAUUCCUUACUCUUUGUUCAGUAACAAUCAUCAAGAGAAGCAAAUAGAAAACUAAAUACAGUAAUGCAUUAUAGAAAACGUAUAUCCUUUUUGAAAGCCUAAUACAAUUCUAAUUAAACAAAUGUAAUAAGAUGUGUUUUCUAAGAAAGCAAGUAUUUCUAAGCAUGUAGACAAUUAACAUAAAAUCAAUUUCUUCGUUUCAAUACCUGUAACAUGGUCAAACACAUAUCCCAGACAGACCAGUACUGCAAAAGGGUAUUGUUGGAAAACACCGGUUCGAAAUACUAAAUUAGUAUGAACCGACUAACCUAAGCCUUAAAUAUGAAUAGAGUGCGAAAUGGACUUUACGUCUACGGAAAUUCCGAAUGUAGACUUACCUUUUUAAUAUUUGAAACAAUGUAGUUGUAGCACUUGUUUAUUUCAUAGUGUUUUAAUGUUUUACAAUGCAACUGUAUUACAUGUAUUUAAAAUUGCCACUGCUAACUGUACACUUGCGGACAUUUCCAACUACAUCUUUUCAUAUUAUAUUUCAAGUAAGAUAUCCAUUCCUUUUUAUAUUUUAAAACUUUGUUAUAACUAGUAUAAAACAUGUCAAAAUGCAUCCCUUAUUCAGUUUAUUUUCAAUUCAUUGUUAUUGAUUUAUUGUUUUGCUUUCAUUUUCAUAAACAUAUGUUUGUUUUUAUUACAUAAUAAACUGAAAUAAUAACAAGUCACCAAUCUACAUUAUCAAAAGUGAAGAAAGAGUUUAGAAGGAUUUUAUUUUUAGAAGUAAAUAGCUGGUUUUAAGAAAUAUCACUUUAUACCAUUCCGCCAGAAACUUUCUACCCAAAAUUUCAUAAACAUUAAGCAACUAUUUACUCAUUUACUUUACGGAAUUCGAAGUUCUAUGUAAAAUGUUCAUUUACUUUUAAAAUUUAUUUAUAACUUUUAUUAAAUUAGAAGAGAAACAUUUUCAUGACGAUUUGGCUGAAGGCAUUACGUCUAAAGAAAUUUGUCAGUUACACUGUAUUAAUGUGUGAAAGUUAUUACUUAUUUGUGGCGAAAAGGUCAGUGUGCUGGGGUCAAAAAUAUCAUUCAUGGAGAAAUGCAAAGCUUGCGCUUUUAUUCUAGUGAUCACUUUUAAUCUUUACUUUUGAUGUUUAAUGUAGGUCGAUAUCACGAACUGUAUUGCAUAUUUAGUUCUAGAUAUGCAUCCGUUAGCUUUUUAAAACUGAUUGACUUUCGUAAGUUUUGUUUAAAGGUAAAACUUACGAGUGAACUUAACAUAACUUAUUAUUUAUCGUUAAACGGCCCAAGGAAAAAUAAAUCUUUUAAAAAAAAUAUGUAUCUGACGUGCAAAACUUUAUACAUAGUUUUGCGAGAUUGUGGGUUAAAACCUUCUUUUUAAAGGCAUUUUUAGCUCACCUGUCACAAAGUGACAAGGUGAGCUUUUGUGAUCGCGCAGCGUCCGUUGUCCGUCGUCCGUGCGUGCGUAAACUUUUGCUUGUGACCAGUCUAGAGGGGGUCUUUAUGAAAAUUGGUCUGAAUGUUCACCUUGAUGAUAUCUAAGUCAAGUCCAAAACUAGGUCAGUAGGUCUAAAAAUAGAAAAACAUUGUGACCUCUCUAGAGGCCAUACUUUUAAAUGGAUCUUCAUGAAAGUUAGUCAGAAUGUUCAUCUUGAUAAUAUCCAGGUCAAGUUCGAAACUGGGUCACGUGCCAUCAAAAACUAGGUCACUAGGUCAAAUAAUAUAAAAAACCUUGUGACCUUUCUAGAGGCCAUAUUUUUCAUGGGAACUGUAUAAAAGUUGGUCUGAAUGUUUAUCUUGAUAAUAUCUAGGUCAGGUUUAAAACUAGGUCAACUGCGAUCAAAAACUAGGUCAGUAGAUCUAAAAACAGAAAAACAUUUUGACCUUUUUAGAGGCCACAUUUUUUAAUGGAUCUUCAUGAAAAUUUGUCAGAAUGUUUAACAUGAUGAUAUCUAGGAAAGAUUCGAAACUUGGUCACGUGCCAUCAAAACUAGGUCAGUAGGUCAAAUAAUAUAAAAAUCCUUGUGACCUCUCUAGAGGCCAUAUUUUUCAUGGGAUCUGUAUGAAAGUUGGUCUGAAUGUUUAUCUUGAUGAUAUUUAAGUCAGGUUCAAAAUUGGGUCAACUGCGGUUAAAAACUAGGUCAGUAGAUCUAAAAAUAGAAAAACCUUUUGACCUCUCUAGAGGCCACAUUGUUUAAUGGAUCUUCAUGAAAAUUGGUCUGAAUAUUCACCUUGAUGAUAUCUAGGUCAAGUUCGAAACUGGCAAAAACUAGGUGAUUAGGUUAAAUAAUAGAAAAACAUUGUGACCUCUCUAGAGGCCAUAUUUUUCAUAAGAUCUUCAUGAAAAUUUGUGAGAAUGUUCACCUUGAUGUCAAGUUCAAAACUGGGUCACGUGUUUUCAAAAACUAGGUCAUUAGGUCAAAUAAUAGAAAAACCUUGUGACCUCUCUAGAAGCCAUAUUUUUCAAUGGAUUUUUAUGAAAAUUGGUCAGAAUUUUUAUCUUGUUGAUAUAUAGGUUAAAUUCAAAAUUGGGUCACAUGAGCUCAAAAAGUAGGUCACUGUCUCAAAUAAUAGAAAAAACAACGUCAUACUCAGUUCAAAACUGGGUCACGUGGGAACAGGUGAGCGAUUCAGGACCAUCAUGGUCCUCUUGUUUGUUUCUGUUUGCGGUCAACUGAUCAACGUAUGGUUACCAAGUUAACUUGUUUACUGUAACUUUUAUCAAAAUAUCUUAUUCUAUGUUUGCAGUUGGCUGUGUGUAUUUUUGCCUAUUAUUGAAUAUUGUAUCUUAACGGUAUGCGCUUUAAGCAUUGAAGUAGUAUGUAUUAUACUAGGCUCUUAUAGACAAAAUUAUAUAUAACUAUUAAUUUCACAUAUUUUGUUAACUUCUUACUUCACGUACAUGUGUAGAUAUUAUGCAAAAAUCAUUGAUAUUUGGUACUAAAUUGUCGGCUAUGGAAAAUGUUGAAUAGUCUUGGUUUCAUCGUCACCGAUUAUGACUGGGUAGAUAUAUAUAUUGAUAACCUUUAGUUGCUAAAUCUUUCGAAAUCAUUCAACAUAUCUUAGUAAGCACUAAGGCAUAAAAUGCUAAAUUUAAAUUGUCACAACUUUCAGGGUCCAGAUUUUUUUAUCAAUGAUCUUCCUGAAGAAAAUACGUUCAGGCCAUUAACCUACAACGUUUUCAUAUAUGAUUGCAUACAUGAUGAUGAAAAAGUUCUUGUUACCACCUAAAGGCUUUAAUAAUGUUAUAGGUUACAUAUUUUGUCCCUACAAAAGAAAUUUCUAAACGAUGUAAAAGUUUUUACCACAUUUAUUUGUGUACUAUAUUGCUAAGUAAUGUACCAUUGUUAUAUUAUUUCAUAUAUCUUUGAUGCUUACAAUUUCCAACAUUUACAUGUCAAGGAGACCUUUAACUUAAUGUAUAGUAUAGAUUGUAAACAAUUUUCAGCAUUGCGAUAUUAAGAUUCUACCGUUAUUUUAUUUUCCUGUUCCUUUAAGUAAAGAUUCCAAAAGUUUACAAUUUCUCUUACAUUAAAAAAAUAAGGUUUUAUGGCUUGGUUUUUAAGCUUAAAUGGAUGAAGACUCUAAAAAUCCUAAAUUAUUAACAAUAUUUCAUUAGUCGUAAUUAAAACUUGAAAGAGAUGUAAACAGUUAUAAUUUUGUUUAGAUUAAAUAGCGGAUAGUAUAUAAUUUAGGUUAACAUGUCUUAAUCUUUAAUCGUAAAGUUUUAUUACAUCUGAGUUUAAGUUGUCCACUCCACAUAUGAUCGAGGAUUGUAAAUGUAAUUCUCUUUUUUUUAAUUUGCACAACAGUGCCUACAUCUGUUCUUGUUUUAUAUAUCCUACUUUUCUUUGUUCAGUCAAUAUAAAAAAAAACAGCUCAUGUGUAUAUUCCUGUAAUGAUAAUAAUUUGUAUCUGUGGUAAGUCUAUUACAAUUCUGACUUAAGAAUGACUAUGUACAUAUAUGUAAUAUUAUAUGUUUGAAUAUUGUGUUGUACAUAGCAGAGACUGAAAUAAAGAAAUCAAUACUAUUAUGUUAUGGCUUUAUUUCCCUCAAACAGCGUCAAAGUUGUGAUAACAUUAUAUAUAUGUAAUGUCUAUUAUAUCAUCAUUUUGAAAUUCGAACUUUUUAUGUUGAUAUAUGUUAUGCAAUAUUGUGUAUUUUGCAUCGUACUGUAAGCUCUCAAACAGAAUGAAAAGACAUAAUUAUGGUUAACACAUUUAUAUAUGUGUAUUUGCACAUACACAUGUGUGAAAUAUUGUAGUUUACUUAUAUAGUUUUAUGGUUUAGUUAAUAUAUAAUUAUCAAUUCACGGUACAAUACUU